UAAUGAGCCAUCUUCUUUCGGUAUAAUGACGUAUUUUUAAGAAAGAUUUGGAACGUCACUUUCAUCAUUGGCGUUUCUGGCACUUGUGGUCGACCGUAGCACCUUCAUCACCCAAUUCUUUCAACCUCGUCUCCUUCCCAUACUGCUGUACUCUUGAAGCUUCUAAAGCUCUCUCCCCUUCUUCUUCUAUCCUCUUGCACGACACAAUGUCUCGCUCGGGAACCACUCUGUAUGUCACCGGGUUCGGCCACGGCACCCGGGCUCGCGAUCUUGCCUACGAAUUCGAACGCUAUGGGCGUCUUGUUCGCUGUGAUAUUCCUGCUCCGCGCACCCCUUCUAGCCGGCUGUUCGCAUUUGUUGAGUACGAAAGCCGCCGUGAUGCUGAUGAUGCCUACCAUGAAAUGCAUAACAAGCGUAUCGGUCGCGAUGAUCUGCUGAAAAUCGAGGUAAUAUUAUGUCGCACACUGAUUUCAAUAUGUCUUGGGCCCGCACUCCCCCUUCUGCCUCUUGGCGCUUUGACUCGGGCCGUGAGCCAGGCCGUGAUGCUGGCCGUGAUGCUGGCCGUGACCGACGCCGUGACCGCACCCCCCUCGUCGUGGUCGUUCUCCCUCCCCCGCCGCAGUCGUGGCGGUGAAUAUUCUCCUCGCCGCGAUGAUCGGUAUGAGCGGGACUAUGACCGCGAUUACGACCGCCGCGACCGUGAUUCUGACCGCCGCGACCGUGACCACGACCGCCGUGACCGCGACCGCUCCCGCGACCGCUCCCGCAGCCCUGAUGACCGUGAACGUGAAGGCAAGGAUGACCGUGAAAGACGUGAUGAUGACCGUGAGCGCCGCGAGGAGGACCGAGAGGUUGUCACCAAUGGUGAAGACAGGAAAGUACCCCUGGACCCAAUGCCCUCUGCUCAUGAUGAGCUUGAUACUGCUGAGUAGAUCAACUCACUACCUCGUCCUGUCUCGGAUCCCAUUGAUUGCAGAGGUGCCAGCUAGGCAAAGGAUAAGGUUAUUUCACUGAGGUGCCCAUCGAUGUGAUCCUGGUCUCACCCCACGGCGGAAAAUUUCGCGUGUUUUUAUCUUGUGCCUUUGUUGAUUCCAAAUGCCCCUGAAGCUU
Molecule: messenger RNA, 1110 nt
Organism: Penicillium canescens
Lineage: Eukaryota; Fungi; Ascomycota; Eurotiomycetes; Eurotiales; Aspergillaceae
Product: RNA-binding protein
Exons: 5
Coding region: 207-932 (241 amino acids)
Biological process (GO): positive regulation of mRNA splicing, via spliceosome
Cellular component (GO): spliceosomal complex
Molecular function (GO): RNA binding
Source: RefSeq, a predicted model, not a curated record